Messenger RNA from Amphibalanus amphitrite, 1616 nucleotides. Its product is annotated as G-protein coupled receptor Mth2-like. NCBI's taxonomy places the organism in Eukaryota, Metazoa, Arthropoda, Thecostraca, Balanomorpha, Balanidae. Gene Ontology annotation, biological process: G protein-coupled receptor signaling pathway. The record is from RefSeq and is a predicted model, not a curated record. The transcript has 4 exons. The coding region runs from base 110 to 742 and encodes 210 amino acids. Gene Ontology annotation, molecular function: G protein-coupled receptor activity. Gene Ontology annotation, cellular component: membrane.
CAGCCGAGUGCACGCGCCGACGACGGGCGGCAGCGGCACACGCCGCUUUAUCCGCUACUCGGUCUACAGCUGGCUGAGCCCCCUGGCGCUGACGGCCGUCACCGUACUCAUGCAGUACGCGCCCGAGCGUCUGGUGCCCACCGAGAUCUACCUGCGGCCCGGCUUCGGCGAAUACCGCUGCUGGUUCCCCGUGCCAGGUCGCUGGGAGCUGCUGGCCUACCUGCACGGCCCUCUGCUCGUGCUCAUGACCGCCAACCUGGCCCUCUUCCUGAUGACCGCUCGCUGCCUGCUCAAGUCCGAGCACGACACGCAGCUGGUGCGAAAAAAGAAAACCGCCGUCGAAAGGCUGAAGAUCUACGUGAAUCUGUUCAUUGUGAUGGGCAUUACCUGGGUGGCCGAGGCUCUGUCUGUGAAUGUGGGCAGCGAGGUACUCUGGUACGUCUCGGACGCCGUCAACUGUCUGCAGGGCGUCAUCAUCUUCCUGUUGUUCACCAUGCGGGAGCGGUCGCGUCGGAUCAUCCUGCGCCACCUGGAUAGUUGGGGCGUCUGCCGCUGGUGUCGCGGCUGUCGCUCCCCGACCUCCGACGGUAGAGCGGGCCCGCUGCUCUCCUCUAAUAAGACGCGCACGACCUCUGUGCCGACCGGUACCUCUGGCCGCGCCAGCCACCUGCAGGAGCUGGAACCGGUGAUGGCUGCAGCCCCCGGCGCGGCCGCUGGGGACGCUAACACGCCGGUUGACUGAAGCUGCACGGCUACCUCUCACCUGGAGCUUACUCUAAACUCACCAUGAACUCUGAGCUCUCUUUGAGCUCUCGGACUCGCUCUGAACUCUCUGGACUCGCUCUGGGCCCACUCUGAGCUCUCUCUGAGCUACUGAGCUCUCUGAGCUAACUCUACCCUCAAGACUCUACCAUCUCCGACUGCUGUGUUCAUACGUCUGCUGAGCUACUCCGCUGCAUAGUGGGAUCAUCUUUUGUCUGUCGUCUUUUCUUUUCUGAAUAUGAACUCUUGGACUAUAUCUUGUGCAGUGAGCUGGGCAUCCCUGCUGUUGCUUUUGUUGAUACAUUCGCACUGGAAACGGAAAACGCCUCUGUCUACCUAGUUUUUCCCCGCACUGGGAAACUGUGGUGAAUGUCUGAAUCUCGCACUUCUUAGCAUUGUGCUCCGCAGUGGCCGUGGAAUCACUUUGUCUUUCGCUUUGACGGUGUCUGGUAACUGUCUUAUCUUGCAAUAUGUGGUGCUAAGCCCGUAGUUUUGUGUGCACUAAUCGUUCUUUUUAGAGAAAAACAUGCGGGAUCUAAUUGCCUAUGCGUCGAGUAGUAGAUUUGUACAGUUUUAGUGUUGUUAACUAUAUAAGGUUGUCGUCACCUAGCUCUCAGAGGAGACCUGGCGCUCUAACGGGAUGUAGAUGAGUAACCGAAAGACCAGUCAUUGACAGCAUGUGUAACUGGGUAGCGACCAAUGAUUAGAGUCGACCCAUUGACAUAUAGCCAGUGACCACUGAUGAUGUGCAAUGUGCAUGUGUUCGAAAACCAGAGGCUAGUUUUACUAACAGAAAAAUAGCCGCCUGCCGGAAUUUUUUGCCUCAAGACCGCUUCACAUACGGAGCGUAAACG